ACAAUCCAGUCGUGGGGGCAUGAGGGUGACGAGAGAGAGAGAGGAGUGAAAUGCAUGCAUUAGAUAAAGCGACGUACGGCGCGGCAGAGUUGCAAGGACCCAUGUCCGGGUCGCCGUAACUGCACUAGGAACACUCGGACUCAUCCUUCCGGUGCAGGAUGUCAGAGAACAGGUUCAUAUCAGGUAAACUUGGCGACUUUACGCGAACUACACUACACUAUAGACUAACUAACCAAGACCGACGACAAGGCCUGGUUCAGUCUAGAACGUGACCAAACUCAGGUAAGGCGUAGUAUAAACACGCACACCCAUGGCGAAGAGGUUGGACCUGAAGCUGUCUCAAACGACUCCUGCCCAAGUAGGUAGGUAGAUAUCUAAUGGCUCUGCGCGUGGCGCCGCAACUGGGUUAGGUUCCUGUAGGGGGUUGUUUGCAGUUUACCCUGUGAGGGUUGUUUCUGCAAAGUCGUUCUCGAAUGGCACAUUCUUCGCCUUGCAUACUGGUAACAGCUUGGCUGCGCCAUAUUUGGCCUCUUAUCGCUGACCAACCGCCUUUGGUCGCCGCAUCAGUAGACAUUAUAGACAGGUCGUCACCCCCACAUAACAAUAUGUAACUGAUAGCAGAAUGUGAAUUCGGAAUCAAACCCACGAAUGAUAAUACUGCCAGAGUGAAUUCCCAGCCUUCCAUGGCUCCCCUCAGUGAAGAAGAGCUGGCUAGAGACCAAGCUCCUCAGUUGCUUGCCAUAUUCAUCAUCUUCACCGUCCUCCCUUUGAUUGCUGUUACACUGAGGAUAGUCGCACGAAGGGUUACACAUCAAAAAAUAGGACUCGACGAUUGGCUGAUUUUCGUGGCCGUUGCGCUGUGUAUCGUGCAACUCGCAUUCCUCAUUGAAGCAAUACUCAAUGGGUUGGGUAAACACAUCCAAGUGGUGCCGCCGGCGAGCAUCGCACCAUAUCUCAUGUACACGUACCUAAGCGAACUCUACUACGCGAUCGACGUUACGCUUAUAAAACUUUCGAUCCUAACACUCUAUCUGCGGCUGUUCAACGUCAAUCGGCAUUUUAAGAACGCGUGUUACGCCAUGAUGGUCUUUGUUCUAGCUUGGGGUAUUGCUGUCCUGUUUACAACUAUCUUCCAAUGCCAGCCUGUUACAGCUGCAUGGGACAAGACGAUUCCCGACUUCAAGUGCUUCAGUCUCUCCGCUUUUGUCAUUGGAUCGAAUGUACCGAAUAUCCUCGCCGAUGCCGUAAUCAUCGCUCUACCGUUGCCAUUAUUAUGGAGCCUGAAGCUGUCUACGACGCGCAAACUUGGCCUGAUCGCUCUGUUUCUUGUUGCGGCCAUUACCACUGUCAUUAGUCUUCUCCGCGUCAUAUUCAACGCCAAGAUUAACACAAUGGAUGCAACGUGGAACUUCAUCACCGUGGCUAUUCUCUCAACAGUUGAGGUUAACGUGGGGGUAACCUGUGCUUGUAUGCCUGUCAUAUAUCCACUCUUCCGCGUUUUCGUUGAUAGACGUAUUGUAUCCUCCAAAUCUCAAACGGGUUCGAAAGACGGAAGCUACGUCUACGGUAGACAGUCAUCUCGCACCCGACAGAGACUUGGAAGUUCGGAUCGGGAACAGUCCGAUACCAGCCAGCUGUGGUCAGCAAGUGGCGGCGUCCACAACUCUUCGAAAGAGGGAGAUGAAAUCCCGAUGAAUCGCAUUAUGGUUACGCGUGAUCUUAGCGUAUGGCCGCCACCAGUGGAGUGAUAGUGUUGAAUAAGGUUAACAAGCAUCUGAAGGAUUACGGUUUGUGACGAGGUUCAUUUGCACAGGUCGAUAAAAGUUGAAUCGCGUAUGUUUAAUGAUUAUAAGUGUAUUUUUACUGUAAUAAAGAAUCAUUUGAAUCCUGGGAGUAACGGGGGUAUCAUGCAUAAUGUUCUAUGAUAAUUGGUUUAACUCUAUGCGCGUUUAUUAUGAG
Molecule: messenger RNA, 1959 nt
Organism: Xylaria bambusicola
Lineage: Eukaryota; Fungi; Ascomycota; Sordariomycetes; Xylariales; Xylariaceae
Exons: 4
Coding region: 684-1748 (354 amino acids)
Source: RefSeq, a predicted model, not a curated record